Molecule: messenger RNA, 1116 nt
Organism: Paraglomus brasilianum
Lineage: Eukaryota; Fungi; Glomeromycota; Glomeromycetes; Paraglomerales; Paraglomeraceae
Source: the annotation of a GenBank genome assembly
AUGGAUAUCGUCAACGACAAACUUGCGAAGUUGAAAGAACGGUUUGAACGAGGACUUCUUACAAAAGAAAGUUACGCAUCAGGGCCUGCCACAAACCAAGAAAUACAGAAUCUGCAAGCCCAGCUGGCAGCCCAGCAAGAAGAGUUUUUGAAGUCAGAGUAUGCAUUUGAAUUGAUUGUUAAGCCGAACCGCAAGUCGUCGUUUAUGUGGGUCGCGAAUCCAAGCACUGCGACUCUCGCCGAUCUGACGACCGCUAUCUUUGCAAAAUAUUUGGCCCUGGAACAGCUUAAUGUCGUGUUCGAUUUCGUAACGGAAGAUGAUGAUGCUUAUAGUCCCCGGAACGAUGCUACGUUUCAGGGGAUGCUACGGCAGUUGGUGGCAGCAGACAAACGGAAAAUCACAGUAUCGCUGGAAACUCCAUCAAAACCCUUCAGCGACUGGGAACUCAAAGAUGUAUGCCAGCUAUUUGCAAUUACUGAGGAUACGGAACCUGGUUUGGACUCAUUUCCUGAUUUCAAAUGCAAUCUCGCAAAUAUCAACAGCGAAACAGAGCAGAUGGCACUUUCAAACCUUAUGGUCGAGCUGAAACAACGUCUCCGAUUUUUAUCCCUUGCCACUAGGUCGAUUUAUGUUUUCUCUUACUUAAUUGCUGCGGUGAGCCUUUUCGAGGACAAUUUCAAAAUUCGGCCAGAAAAAUUUAUUGAGGGUAUCAAUGGAAGGGGCCCCGUCGAUUUUGCAAUAGAUGCACAUGAUGGGCAGACUGUUGGUGUGAUGGAAGUCAAAAGAGAAGACUUUGAGAAGGGCGUUGCUCAGAACGCUGUGCAACUGGAAUCCACUUUGGCCAGCCGCCGAAAGCGCAAAGCCAGUGAAUUAAAUACUGUCUCCAGAUGUUUCGGCAUAGUCACUGAUGCAGAGAAAUGGUUCUUCCUUGAAUGUACGCUGAAUGGGGAAACGCCUGCAUUUAAGCUGUCGCAGCAGCCAGUUGUCGUUGAUUAUACUGACACUUCUAUGAAGGAAAAGGCAGGAAAAGUUCUCAGCCAUAUUAUCUGGUUGCUGUCGCAAACACAGAACAAAACGUCUGCACUGGGUGGUCCAAGCAAAAAAGCCAAGAAAUGA